CAGUCAGCAGGGCUGUAGUCUGCAGGGGGAGACACGCCGCACGGUUCUGUGGGGGAAAGAUGGUUUCGAUCAAGUCGCCGUCUCUGGUGCCGGUGUCCGGGGCUCAGACUCUGCUCGCGGGGGUCUGCCUGGCCGUCGCCCUGCUCGCCUUCCUGCUGGUCCGGCAGCUCUUCAAGCAGAGGAGACCCCCGGGCUUCCCCCCCGGACCCUCUCCCAUCCCUGUCAUAGGAAACAUACUGUCCCUGGCCACCGAGCCGCACGUCUUCCUCAAGAAGCAGAGUGAAGUUCAUGGACAGAUUUUCAGUAUUGACCUGGGAGGCAUCCUGACUGUGGUGUUGAAUGGAUAUGAUUGUGUGAAGGAGUGUCUUUACCAUCAGAGUGAGGUGUUUGCUGAUCGCCCGUCGUUGCCGUUAUUCAAGAAAAUGACCAAAAUGGGCGGCCUUCUGAACUCUAAAUAUGGCAAAGGCUGGAUCGAACACCGUAAACUGGCGUGCAACUCUUUCCGUUACUUUGGCAGUGGCCAGAGGCAGUUCGAGAAGAAGAUCUCCGAGGAGUGCAUGUUCUUCGUCGACGCCAUCGACAAGCACAAGGGGAAGCCCUUCAACCCCAAACACCUUGUGACCAACGCCGUGUCCAACAUCACCAACCUGAUCAUCUUCGGACAACGCUUCACCUACGACGACCGCAACUUCCAGCACAUGAUCGAGCUCUUCAGCGAGAACGUGGAGUUAGCAGUGAGCGGCUGGGCCCUUCUCUACAACGCCUUCCCGUGGAUUGAGUAUUUGCCGUUUGGAAAACACCAGAAGCUGUUCCGCAACGCUGCGGAGGUUUAUGAUUUCUUACUGCAGGUGAUACAGACUUUCUCUCAGGGCAGGGUGCCACAUGUACCUCGACACUAUGUCGACGCUUAUUUGGAUGAGUUGGAACAGAAUGUAGGAGACCCCAGUUCCUCUUUUUCCUACGAGAACCUCAUCUAUUCAGUUGGCGAGCUCAUAAUUGCUGGAACAGAGACCACAACCAACACCCUGCGCUGGGCCAUGCUGUACAUGGCCCUCUACCCCAACAUCCAAGAGAGGGUGCACAGUGAGAUCGACAGCGUUCUCUCCAACGGGAGGGCGCCCACGCUGGAGGACAAGCAGAAGAUGCCCUUCGUGGACGCCGUUCUGCACGAGGUCCUUCGCUUCUGCAACAUCGUGCCGCUUGGUAUUUUCCGCGCCACCACCCAGGAUGCAAAUGUCAAGGGGUACUCGAUUCCUAAAGGCACCAUGGUGAUUACGAACCUCUACUCGGUGCACUUUGAUGAGAAGUACUGGAACGACCCCGGCGUUUUCUUACCGCAGAGGUUUCUGGACAGCAAUGGCAACUUUGUGAAGCGCGAGGCCUUCCUUCCCUUCUCCUUGGGGAAGCGUUGCUGCUUAGGUGAACAACUGGCCCGGAUGGAGAUGUUCCUCUUUUUCACCACUUUGCUGCAGAGGUUUCACCUCCAGUUCCCUCCAGGAAUCGUCCCCAGCCUCACUCCCAAACUGGGCAUGACCCUACAGCCCAAACCCUACUCCAUCUGUGCCGUCCGCAGACAACAGAGAGUCCCGUCCCCUGGAGACACUCCUUACCACAAGUAGGCAGGCAGGCAUCUAUAACAGCUUGUCAGGCUGUUAAAGACACGUUUACUAUUUUGCACAGCAAUGCAACCACAUGAUACGGGUGCAUCAAACUGUAUCGCUGGAGUGUAAAUGUCCAGAUCCGGUGUAUCUUUCCAAAGCGACCAAGGUGGCUCUACAGCCGAGCACAUGAUCCAGUUUAUUCAGGUACUGUUAAAUUCUCUUACUGAGCAGGAUGCAUGUUUGCACAAUGCCUUUGCAGCAGCAGGGGAGGUGAUGAGACUCUGUGGUGAGAGGACAUCCGAGGAACACAAGUGUGCUAUUGAUUCAGAGCUCUAUAGCUGGGGAGAUGAAAUGUCUAUGAACCUUGGUGCUGCAGCGAUGGGUUUGGUAUCAAUGAUUGACAGUAAGUACACCCACUGUGGUUCAAAGGCCUGCCUUCUUGGGACAGCUUCAGGUCAGACAGAUGACACCACGAAUUCGUACGUGUGGGGCGCAACAGGACGAACACACUUUCCAGGAAAGUUCUGGACACUGUACUGGGGCUGGACGAGGGCCAAGAUUUACGUCACCUGGACUGACUCUGACCCCGUCUCCAGGGAGAGAACUCGGUGGAAAGUCUUUCUCUUAGAAAUGCAACGCUGGUGGAUUUCUAAUAACUGACGAUGCAACACUGAUUUCUUCUAAAUGGUGCUGAGCAGUACUAACAAAGUACUGUUGUAUGUGUUAAGGUUAACUUUUGUUUGUCUUUUUUUGUAAUG
Hippoglossus stenolepis (Pacific halibut) is the source of this 2359-nucleotide messenger RNA. It is a transcript of the gene cyp2r1, whose product is annotated as vitamin D 25-hydroxylase. Gene Ontology annotation, molecular function: heme binding; iron ion binding; oxidoreductase activity, acting on paired donors, with incorporation or reduction of molecular oxygen, reduced flavin or flavoprotein as one donor, and incorporation of one atom of oxygen. The transcript has 5 exons. Gene Ontology annotation, biological process: xenobiotic metabolic process. The record is from RefSeq and is a predicted model, not a curated record. Bases 60 to 1619 code for a protein of 519 amino acids. Gene Ontology annotation, cellular component: cytoplasm; intracellular membrane-bounded organelle. NCBI's taxonomy places the organism in Eukaryota, Metazoa, Chordata, Actinopteri, Pleuronectiformes, Pleuronectidae.